GCAACACUGCAUAUAAUAUCCCAUCCCGUCUAGAUUAUUUCCACUUGUUUUGACAUUUGCAUUCUAAAUUAUUUCCAAUUUUAUUGUUUAGUCAUCUUGGUUUGCAAAAGGAAGUUUCCUGUUUUGUCUAGAAAGUUUCGUCACAAAGUUUAAGUUGUAUAAAUAUCUGGUUAAUAGCAAACAUAGUGCUUAGUAUCAAAAUGGAGUUUCCACAUCUCGGUCAACACUGCAACGAAUCCACCUGUAAUCGCUUAGAUUUCCUGCCAUUUAAAUGUGAUUCAUGUAAUCAAGUGUAUUGCUCAUCCCACUUCAACUAUGAUAAUCAUUCGUGUAUUGGGCCACGUCGCAAGGAUAUGCAAGUGCCAAUUUGCCCUCUAUGUGGUGAACCAGUGCCCACAGCACCCGGAGUCGAGCCUGAUCUAACCGUCGGGCGUCAUAUCGAUCAGCAAUGCAAGUCGGACACAAAAAAAAUAUACACAAAUCGUUGUAGUUAUAAAAAUUGUAAAAAGAAGGAGCUUAUACCAGUCAACUGCACGGAAUGUAGAAGGAAUUUUUGUCUACGCCACCGUCAUACCACAGAUCAUGAAUGCAGUGGUGCUUCCGUUGCAAGUGUAGAUAAGCGUGCUAUGGCAGCAAAUGCAGCUGAAUACAGGCGUACUAACAAGCCAACUUCACUAUUUAAUGGGCAACCUAGACGUAAUCCCAUAGCAACUGGAACACAAGUGCAAAAUAUUCAAGGAAAUAUGACUGAAGAUGAGGCGCUAGCUCGUGCCCUUGCUCUGUCAAUUAUGGAGUUAGAUGAGAAUGCUGAUCGUGAACGUCGAAAUCAAACUGCUGUCAACGCGGCAGUACAAUCGAAUGCUACAGUACGCGUUGGCGGGCGUGAUGAGCAAUCCUCAAAUGUAAAAGACAAAUGUCUGCUUUCGUAGUUCGAUUUAGCUGUUUUAAUGGUAGAAGUUGUAGUUUAACAAUUUAAAGAUAUUCUUUAGUAGUUUACAAGUAUCUAAAUACAUACUUACUAUACAUAACAGCGGUAAUUUAAUCAAUGAAUGUCACAUGCUAAGGGCCGGUUACUCAAUAUCUGGUUAACACUAAUCUGCGGUUAAACAUCGUUAUCGACGUAUUCGACUCCAUGCAUAUGUCGUUCCCACGACAGUCGGGUCUAGGUAACCGGAACGACCCAGAUUUAUAUCUUGCCAAGGACUGUCACUCCACCAACACUCCCCAAAAUCUCUUUGGGGAAUUUGUAUGCUGUUACAACACCAACAACAACAACACUCCAUGCAUUCAACAGUCAACGUCGAUAAAUAUGUUUAACCGGAGAUUAGUGUUAACCAGACUUUGAGUAACCGGCCCUAAGUGCAUUUGCAUUUAGCGCGCGUUUAUUGCAAGACUAUUCAUGAUAUAAAUAAAGGGCCUAUAUCGUAAGUUUGUUUUUAUGACAUGAUAUAUACAAUUAAUUUUUGUUAAUGAAUGUCCACAUUCCUUAAUUGAAAUGCAUAUUUUAUAAUAGAUUUUAACCAACUGAAACUUACCUGCUUGUGAUUAAGCUUUAUAGUGGGCAUUAAAUAAUAAUUUCAGACGCGUACAUACGUAUGUAUCGAAAAACAUUUUUAAUCCUUUUGCGAAUUCUAUUUGAAGAACUAUUAAGGAAUAAAAAUUGUUCGAAUUUGCGCUUCAUUUUUAUAAACGUUUUGUUCAAACAGAAUUCGCAGUUGGGAUGGUUAAUAAAUAAUAUAUAAUCAUUAAUUAAAAUGUAAGCAAUUUCGCCAUAGUUGUUAUGUUUUCUUAGAGACGAAAUAAACAAAUAAAAAACAAA
This is a messenger RNA of Rhagoletis pomonella (apple maggot), 1819 nucleotides long. Its product is annotated as AN1-type zinc finger protein 2A-like. Gene Ontology annotation, biological process: protein targeting to ER; proteasome-mediated ubiquitin-dependent protein catabolic process. Gene Ontology annotation, cellular component: cytoplasm; endoplasmic reticulum. Gene Ontology annotation, molecular function: zinc ion binding. The record is from RefSeq and is a predicted model, not a curated record. The transcript is spliced from 3 exons. NCBI's taxonomy places the organism in Eukaryota, Metazoa, Arthropoda, Insecta, Diptera, Tephritidae. The coding region runs from base 201 to 929 and encodes 242 amino acids.